CUCUCUCUCUGCUUUUACACACGCUUUCCGUCCCAGUAGGAAUUCAGGCGAAGGGUUGGACACACGGAGCGGCAGCAGCAGCCUGUAGAGUGAGGUUUCGAGAAGAAGUGCGAGUUUGGAGAAGAGCUGUUUUCGCCUAUUUUCUUCUGAAAACGGCAACUGAAAGGUUUUAAAGUUUGGACUAGGCUUGAGCCAAGGAGGCGAAGAUGGCAAUGCAGAUGGGUGAGCGUGAAGGUGUGGUGAAGGUUACAGAAUGGCAGAAGACAUAUUAUGCAGGCGAUUCAGGAAUCCAAUCAGGAGCCACCACUGUGCGCUCAGAUGAUGAUGGCACAGAAUACAGCUCCAAGAAAUACACCUUCACCACCACAGUUACAGAGAACCCUGCAGAUCUGGAGUCUCAGUACACAAUGACCCGGGCCCAGCGUGUGAGGGCAGCCAUGUUUCCUGAGACGAUGGAAGGAGGGACCACUAUUUUGUCCACACAGUUGGACUCCUCCCAGCAGACCAACGUGCAGAAGUUGGCUGAGCCCUCACAGAUGCUCAAGACAGCCAUCAUUCACCUCAUCAACUAUCAGGAUGAUGCUGAGCUGGCAACCCGUGCCGUGCCUGAGCUCACUAAGCUGCUGAAUGAUGAUGACCAGGUUGUGGUGAACAAGGCAGCACAGAUUGUAAACCAGCUGACGAAGAAGGAGGCGUCCCGGCGGGCUCUGAUGCAGUCGCCGCAGAUGGUGGCCGCAGUGGUGAGGGCCAUGCAGAACACAGGAGACAUGGAGACAGCCAGAGCCACAGCCAGCAUCCUGCACAACCUCUCACACCAGCGCGAGGGUCUGCUGUCCAUCUUCAAGUCGGGCGGUAUCCCUGCCCUGGUGCGCAUGCUCAGCUCUCCCAUGGAGUCGGUUCUGUUCUAUGCCAUCACCACUCUACACAACCUGCUUCUGCACCAGGAGGGUGCCAAGAUGGCCGUGCGUCUGGCUGAUGGCCUGCAGAGGAUGGUCCCACUGCUGAAGAAGAGCAAUCCCAAGUUCCUCGCUAUUACUACAGACUGCCUUCAGCUUCUCUCAUACGGCAACCAGGAGAGCAAGUUGAUAAUCCUGGCUAACGGGGGUCCAGAGGGUCUGGUGCAGAUCAUGAGAAACUACAACUACGAGAAGCUGCUGUGGACGACCAGCCGCGUACUCAAAGUUCUCUCUGUGUGUCCUAGCAACAAGCCGGCUAUAGUGGAAGCUGGUGGAAUGCAGGCUCUAGGGAAACAUGUAACAGGCUCUAGCCAGCGCCUGUCACAGAACUGCCUGUGGACUCUGAGGAACCUCUCUGAUGCUGCUACCAAACAGGAUGGACUGGACGGGCUGCUGCAGGUGCUGAUUGGCCUGCUGUCCACAGAUGAUGUGAACAUGCUCGCCUGUGUUACGGGAAUCCUGUCUAAUCUCACAUGCAACAAUGCUCGUAACAAGACUCACGUGACUCAGAACAACGGAGUGGAGGCACUGAUCCACGCCCUGCUCCGGGCUGGAGAGAAGGAGGACGUGGCUGAACCGGCUACCUGUGCCCUGCGCCACCUCACCAGCCGCCACCCAGAAGCAGAGUUGGCUCAAAACGCCGUCCGCACACAUUACGGCAUCCCUGCUAUCGUCAAACUGCUCAACAAACCAUACUACUGGCCUGUUGUCAAGGCUGUGGUUGGCUUGAUUCGUAACCUGGCAUUGUGUCCAGCCAAUCAGGCACCUCUCAGAGAUGCAGACGCUAUUCCCAAGCUUGUCAAUCUGCUAAUAAAUGCCCACCAGGAUGCCCAGAAGCACGGCUCAGCCAGCCAGCAAACAUAUCAGGAUGGAGUGAGAAUGGAGGAGAUUGUGGAGGGCUGCACAGGGGCGCUUCACAUCAUGGCCAGGGAUCCCAUGAGUAGAGGAGUCAUCGCUGACAUGAACACCAUCCCACUGUUUGUGCAGCUGCUCUACUCCCCAGUGGAUAACAUAAAGAGAGUGGCUGCUGGUGUGCUAUGUGAGCUGGCUCUGGAUAAACAGUCAGCAGUGGUCAUCGAUAAUGAGGGAGCCUGUGCUCCACUCAUGGAGCUGCUGCACUCAAGCAACGAGGGCAUUGCUACUUAUGCGGCAGCUGUGCUUUUCCGUAUUUCUGAAGACAAAAACGCAGACUACAAGAAGCGCGUGUCUGUGGAGCUCACGCACUCUCUCUUCAAACAUGAUCCUGCAGCAUGGGACAUGGCUCACAGCAAUGCGAUGAUGGAUCCUGGAUAUGCACCAGAAGAUCUUGAUCCUCGCUUUGCCAUGCCUGCCUAUGGAUAUGACCCCAUGCAACAGGACCUCGACAUGGCAGAUGAUUACCCACAAGGUUUUGACUCAAUGCAGAGACCAUAUGAUGCCUGCUAACAACAGAAUACUAUUGCUUCAAGCUUAACAACAAGGAAGAGUGUUUUGGAGUGACUGCUUCAGCGUUGCCCUGUAGAGCCUUUCCUCAGCUUAGAUGGCUGUGGCUCACACAUUCCUCAGCUGGAUUGGGUCUGCACACACACUCACACACUGCUGUACUAUAUGCAACUAUCACUGGGCUGCGAGGGACAGAAUCUGAUAUUACUUAACACUGCCUUCUCAUGAAAACAAUGGUGUACACCGUCUUACUUUUAUUUUGUGUGUAGAAAACGUUGUAUUUUAGGGCUCUUAUUUUGGUGGGUGUACGAACACAUUUGGUGGCAAGAGGACUGGUAAACUGCCAAAGAGAUUUUACUAUUGAGUUAUUGUGUUGAUAAUCAUGCUUUUUAUUAUUCUUUAUGCUAUUAAGAUUUGACUGUGGAAAAUGCUGCCAGCACUGAGACUGAAUAAACUGACCCCAGUUCAGAUCUAGAUCUUUUUUUUUUUUUUUUCCUUUUCUCUAAAUGAGGCUUCAAUUUACAUAAUGAUUGUUGGAUUUAAAAGCAGGCAAGACUCUUAAACUGGCCUAUUUUUUCUUUCUUUUUUUUGUUAUAUGAUACUUACCUGAGCAAGUUUGUGGCUGGCUGAGUGAUGGGGAGAAAUGUUAUAAUAUUAUGAUAAUGAUGUAGUCAAAGAUCUUGUGAUGGAAACACAAGCUUUUAAUGGCUUAUAAAAAUAAUAAUUGUUUUAUGUUCAGACAUAUCUGCAAAGGAUGGGUGUUGCUGCAGAUUUUGAUGCUAAACAGUUUUUAUUUGUUUAUUUAAAAACAAAUUGUAAUUAAAUAAUUCUGCUAUUUUUUAUUAUUGGUUAAAUCAGUCUUCAAACAGCUAAUGUCAUGUUCUAUGUGGCUGGAAUGAAAUCCUGCAGCCACACUGACCCCUUUUCCAGAUCAGAUUGGGCGUCCCUGGUUUAUAUACUGUGCUGAAGUGGAUUUCAAUAUAAGGUUUUAACUAAAACUGGCUGAUUUGAUGCCAUUUUAAUGUAUGGCAUUGACUAUAUAUGCAUUUUUCCUUGAACAAAAAUAACGAACAAAUUAAAUAUGUGUAAAUGAGUGACUUUCACUUUUUUGCUGCAAUAUUUUAUCAAAAAAAAAAAAUACUGUCUUCAGUUAUUCUUCAUCAUAUCAUUCUCAGCCCCCUGCAGCAGAACUGCAGGUCAGGGCAGCACCUCAGCGUGCGGGGUGUGUGUGCGUGUGCGUGUGUAUACACUGGCCUUUUGCUAGCUAAUGCUUUCUCUCUGGCACAAUACUUUUACUAUUUUUCAACAGUCAGUCCAGAUGUACAGACACUAAUGAGGAUAGAUUAACAUCCAAGUCCACUAGUCGACAGAUUUAAAAGAGCUGCUUUUUUGCUCUUUACCAUGUAAUAAAUACAUCCAAUGGUAAGUAAGGGAUAAACACUAACAUAGUGAAGAGAAUGUGGAGUUGUGUCACAGAAAGUGAUGAUUAACUUGUAGAGGGAUUGUUGAAUACAUGACAAGGGAUUGUCUUUAUAUAGUGUUUCUACUUCAUACUUUGUAGAAAAAAAUAAAAAAUGGUUACUAAUUGA
This is a messenger RNA of Astyanax mexicanus (Mexican tetra), 3967 nucleotides long. RefSeq names its product junction plakoglobin a (gene jupa). Gene Ontology annotation, molecular function: alpha-catenin binding; cadherin binding; transcription coactivator activity. The transcript is spliced from 16 exons. The record is from RefSeq and is a predicted model, not a curated record. Gene Ontology annotation, biological process: positive regulation of transcription by RNA polymerase II; cell adhesion. Gene Ontology annotation, cellular component: adherens junction; catenin complex. The coding region runs from base 207 to 2381 and encodes 724 amino acids. Lineage: Eukaryota; Metazoa; Chordata; Actinopteri; Characiformes; Acestrorhamphidae.